GUUCUCUUCAGUUUUUAUAUCGCAAAACCAAGAAGUAUUGUUAACAUUUGGUGAAGAUUAGUCGGAGAGCCGAAAACUUUCCGACCUCUGUGGCCAAUCACAAGCAUCACGAGAACUCAGGAAGUCGUCACGUCGGCUUGUCGCCAAUUGCCUGUGUUAUGUUACUUACCAAUACCUCUGCCAGGCACCACGUUCUCAGUCAGUCACUGUCUGGAUUUCAACCGUACUACAGACUGGUAACCCGCGGCGUGCGCGGGAAAAGUACCUUCAGCUUUUUCGCCUCAUUGGCCGAAAACAUGUAUCUUCUCUGUGAUUGGUUAGGACGUGCUGCACGAGUUUCAGCUUUGACGCAGUCACUCUUAAACUUAGCAAAACCAAAGUGAUGCAGGUUGAGACAUCAUUGGAUAAUAGCUAGCCCUAUAUAGCUGCUUAAGAGGAUAGCAAUGCGUAUUCCGUUAAAUAUGAUUACAUGAUUAAACAGUCACCUAAUCCCGGUUGUUCAAAAACACGAUUAAGCUUAUGCAACAUUUGUGUGAUUUUGAUUUAAGUAUUGCUACAUUUCAGUAAGUUUGCGUUUAUAGUUAUAGUGGCUGAGUUUUGGUUCUGAUUAAUGUCAUACUCCACAAAACGUUGUGGUGAAAACACCUUUAUUAAAGGGAGAUUACAAGCUCGAUCGACUUUUAAUUCUGGAUUAGCGCUUAUAGACUUUCGAAAGACAGAGCCUUGGAGGUUAGUUUUAGUUUGGUUUAGUUCAAUCUACUUGCUUUUGACUUUUUAAGUUUCACUACAUAUACUGAUACUUGUGGAAAUUGGAAUGGUUAGGGUGGUCUUGAGCUUCAUAUAAUUUGUCUGUUUUACGACAAUUGGACAGGGACAAAACUGAUAUUUGACAUAUAGCAUAUUUUUUGUCAAUUCCUCCGUCGUUUUUUUGUAGAUUUUGCUUAAGAGUUACGUUGGAACACUUGUAAUACAUUUCUUAGGCAGGAUCUUUGACGUGAUUUGUCUUGUAGUAACACUGGAUACGAUACCGGCGACCACCUGUGUGUAUUCUCCCUAGGAUAUUGCCGAGUCUUAGCCAAUUAGUUACAUCAAUAUUAGCCUGAGGGGAGGGGUCUUAGGGGCCGGGGCAUCAUCUUUUCGGCGAAAAAGUGAGGCCAUAGUAUUAGUGACAAUGUGUUGUGUAAAAGAGAAGCCACUUCGCCUAUCUGCCUAACUAACGUACGAUCUUAGAAUUUUUUGUUGUUGGGGCAGAUACUCGUUUAAUCCGGGUACCACACGUUUAUUCCGAGUGGCCAAGUUCUAUACACCAGUGCUCUAUAACGUAGAAUGGCGUAAUUUCUUAGCAGUUAGUCUAGAUUUGGGCGCCCAUGGACCGAAAUGUUUUCAGGGCAGAAACUCGUUUAAUCUUGGUACCGCACCUUUUUACUCCGUAUAGUCAAGUUCUGGAUUCGCCAGUGCUCUUUGACGUAGGAUGGCAACAUUUUUUGGCAUUUAGACAGACUACUGAGAUUCGCUUCUUUAUGUAGUAAGCUCUUUCUAUUUUUCGCAGCUGCGACUCUCCUGACGAAAGUACUACAGUAAUGCUUGUUAUGCAAACGCUUGUGUGUUUACUAACUGACAUUUGAACACUCUGCAGCGAGGUGAUUCCAUUACGGAGCUGAAGGAGCAGUUAGACCAGAUCAAAUCCACGGAAUGACCAACACGAACUUGUUGAGCAGGAUAUCACCAAAGUGAUCCGGUUUUACGUGCAAGGCCAUCGUCGCGCGUUCGUUAAGUACAAACACUGGAGCGUUUCUCAAGCUCAAAACGUGGAGGGAAUCGGAAGGAUGCGCUUCGCUCUGCUGGAAAUCAACCGGUGGGGAAUCUACCAGGUGGUUAAGAUGCACGCCAUCAAACAAGCAUGGUACCGCCUCCUAGAGAAGAAGGAAGAACGGGAAAAAGGCGUUGAAGAGGGUACUUCGGCUCCUUCGCGACCAUCUGAGAGUAAAGGGACCAGUAAGAAGACUGAAGACAGCGAGGAUGACGAUGAUGAUGAUGACGAUGACGAUGAUGACAACGAUGAUGAUGACGAUGAUGACGACGAUGAUGAUGAUGACGAUGACGACGAUGAUGAUGAUGAUGACGACGACGAUGAUGAUGACGAUGACGAUGAAUCGAGGCCGACGACGAAACGUGGCGCUAAAAACAAGAAAGGCCAGAAUAAUAAAGGGAAGAGGGGCAAAAAAUAGUGGUAUGGAUAGUACAAAAGAAUGCUGGAGAAAAUAACCUAAUAGUUAAUUUAUUACUAGAACUGAGAUUUGUACAUUUCAUUACCAGACGUGUUUACCUCUGUACUUUUUAUCAUGGAACGAAUAGUUUUAUGAAAAGCGCAAACAGCUGGUCAUUAAUCUGGCCAGCCGUAGUCUGAGUGACUUGGAAAGCAGGAGGCUGCAGUGUAGGUCUAUUUUGGGCGAGUGAGCGCUGAAUAUUCCAUCCAUUGUUGGCUCCGUUGUCUUGUUUUCAAAAACCAAAACCGGUUUACUGACGACAAGACUUCAACGGUCCAGCAGAAUAUUCAAAGCCUCUCACAGACUUCAUAACAUGAGUUAUUUUUAGACGAAAUUAUAAGGUUUACGUAAUAUAUGAGCGCUUUUGUUGCCUCAUAGAAUGAAACAAUUAAAGAAGCUCACUUAGUGAGCAUGUACAAUAAUAAUACUCUUAGUUCUCACUAGCUGGGCUGGACCUUUGCUGGUUGUUUCUUGGCCGAUUUUUACUGCCUCGGAACUAUUCAUGUCGUCAAUAUAUUUAUACUGUCUAAAAUAAGAUAGAAUCCGUUGGAGGUUUUCCAUAUGACUUGUAAAAAUAAUUUAAACCAAAGUUUAGUUACAUCUGAUCAAUCACAGCAAACGUAGACAACAGGAUAAGUCAAUUAGAAACCGCAGUGAAAACCUGUAACUGGCGCCAAGCGCGGAAAACUUGCGUAAGGAAAGCGCGGGAAAACGUGCGUAAGCCAAGUCAUGAUUGGUUUCGAUUGUACUCAUGAUUGGUUGCAAAACAAUCGUUUGCAAUGGCAAGUCAGAGUUCGUUUUGCUCGUUUCUCGAAAAAUAAUUGAGAAAAGCUCCACUCGAUUCCAGGAAAUUGAUGUUACCCAUUUCAUAUCCAUUCUACGAUUAAGCACUCAUACAAGUAUAACGAUUUUUUGGCCCAUGUGUGAAGGGUAUGUUUUGUUGAGUGAGUUCGAUUGACUGUCAAAGUGAACAGAGUUUUGCUAUCGUUGCCUUACUGUAAAUAGGUGUAUUAAAUGACUUGUUUGACUUGUA
Molecule: messenger RNA, 3300 nt
Organism: Orbicella faveolata
Lineage: Eukaryota; Metazoa; Cnidaria; Anthozoa; Scleractinia; Merulinidae
Source: RefSeq, a predicted model, not a curated record